AUGGCAUGUGUUGUCGCCUUUCUUCUGAAGUUACAAGAGAUUACAGAAGCCCCAGGUCGAAUAGUAAUGGUGGGCAAUGAUCCCUCAGGGCCUCACUAUGAUGUUUUCGAAUCUUCAAUUUUACAACUUCCCAAACCGUCUGGUGACAUACGCUCGAAUAGAUUGGCGGCUAAGCUUCCCGAAGAUUAUGAUGAUGUACAUUCAAGCUAUCUCUCGGCUACAUAUCCCGCCACAUUUUAUGCCUUAUAUUGCUCGCCCACUUUAAAAAGUAAAGAGAUAGUCACUCAGCUCAAGCAAGGAAUGACUGAUUGUAAAUUGCAGUCAUGUCGCGGUGAUAUCUUGGAGGAUAAGAUUGAUGAAAAAUGUCUAUCCUACUUGCAUCAAUCAGAGUACAACAAAGAAGGAUCGAAUGAGAUACUAUGGUCAGUGGUCCGAAAAAAAAAUAAGGCAUGCACCCCGAAAUCGAUCAUCAGUUUGGCAAACAAAGGUUCUAUAUCAUUAGUGGGAAGAUGGAGCCAGUAUCUACCAUUUAAUAAAAAUGUAAAGAUUACAAUAAAUGUUGAUAACCCAUUUCUGCUGCAAGGCUUAGUUGACCACUCAGCUAUUUUUCAAGGUAAAAGUCGGUCUAUGAAUAUGGUUGCUCUUGCUUGGUGUCGAGGACACCUUCAUGUAUUUCAACAGAGAGAUGAUUUCGCAUGGUAUCCCCUCACAAACUUGGGCGAUGAGUCACAAAACGGAGCCACUAUUCUUUAUUUCGCACUCGGUACUGAUUUUAGAAUCUGGAAUAGUAAUAGUGAAGGAUUCCCGGGAUUAUGGGUGUCCGAAACUGAUACAUCACAUGCAAUUAAACAGAAGUUGGCAGGCUCGCGUUGGAGAAGAGUUGAAAAAAAAACACUUUCUGGAGUCAAUUCUAACCCUACCAGAUCAAAAACAAAAACAAAUAUAAAUGAAUUAGCUGGAUAUCUUCUAUCAAGUUAUCCAACGAGCGUGGUCAACGCGCCUUGA
This is a messenger RNA of Blumeria graminis f. sp. triticale, 1005 nucleotides long. The record is from the annotation of a GenBank genome assembly. NCBI's taxonomy places the organism in Eukaryota, Fungi, Ascomycota, Leotiomycetes, Helotiales, Erysiphaceae.